AUGGCAGCUGCGGAUGGCGACUCGGCAUAUGGCGAGAGUCUAUUCACCGAAACAACCUCGUUACAUGAGAGCGUGUUCAACUAUCAGUACGAAAAUGGUCGCCGCUACCACUCCUACAAUGCUGGGAAAUACUUUGCUCCCAACGAUGAACAGGAGCAAGACCGACUCGAUCUUCUCCAUCACGUUGUGUCCAUGAUUUUAGGAGGGGAGCUUUGGACGAUUCCAAUCGGAGAACGCGCCAACGCUCCCGUCCCCGAAAGUAUUCUCGACAUAGGAACUGGCACUGGUCUAUGGGCCAUCGAGAUCGCAGACAAGUUCCCUCAAGCCCAAGUCAUCGCCACCGAUCUCUCUCCGAUUCAACCCACCUGGGUUCCUCCCAAUGUACAAUUCCAGGUGGAUGAUUGCGAGUCGGACUGGAAUUUCGACCAGCAAUUCGACUGGAUCCGGAUCGCGAACAUGGGAGGCUCUAUUGCUGACUGGCCUCGCCUUUUCCGGCAGUGCAUGGCCUUUCUCAAACCCGGUGGCUGGAUCGAAGUUCUGGAUUUUGAGGCCUGGGGAUCGACAGACGACGACACCCUACCAGUCAACAGCUCGUACAACCGAUGGCAACACGAGCUCAACAACGCAUCUUACCGAACUGGCCGUAUCAUGAACGUGGCGCCUUUGAUCAAAGAUAUGGUUUUAAACGCUGGGUUCGAAGGAGUUCACGAGGAUAUUUACAAGUGUCCGUUGUCACCGUGGCCCAGGGAUCAACGUCUCAAGGAAUUGGCCAUGUACAUGAACCUGAAUCUCUCCGAGGCCGCUCCAGCUUACAGUCUGGCCCUCUUCACCAGGGUUCUCGGCUGGGAGAAGGAAGAAGUCGAAGUACUGAUGGCCGGAGUGCGGAAUGACCUCCGAAACACAAGGUAUCAUUUAUAUACUCAGUUGUAA
Messenger RNA from Exophiala spinifera, 930 nucleotides. RefSeq lists its product as uncharacterized. The coding region runs from base 1 to 930 and encodes 309 amino acids. The record is from RefSeq and is a predicted model, not a curated record. Lineage: Eukaryota; Fungi; Ascomycota; Eurotiomycetes; Chaetothyriales; Herpotrichiellaceae. The transcript is spliced from 4 exons. Gene Ontology annotation, molecular function: methyltransferase activity.